AGAAACACAACACUGGAUUGUGAGCCAAACUUGUUUCAAUGGACAUCAAACGUUGACAACAUCUACUGGAGUUCAAGCAACACCUCUGAUCUCUGUACCACGAGGUGUAUCGAAUCUAGUCGUAGAUGGGUAGAUGCAGUUGGCGAGUCCUGUGACGGCGAACUUCUCAGUUCAGGAGAUCGUGUAGUUGACGCGGAAACGCUUGCGACCCGAUUCGUCGCCGGUCUUGACAUUGCAUGUUUGAAGUCCUCAUCCAACGAAUGGUGCUUCGUUGAAUCUCAAGAAUGGGUUGGCUCCGAUGUCAUCCGACCAGAUUGCAAUGCAGACCCUUCUGACCCAUGGUGCAUCAACCCGGCCAAUGUAUCCGCCGAAAACAGUCGCAUGGCCAACAUCUACGACGACGACCUCCUAUGCUCAGAAUGCUUCUUAAAGCUGAUGCAUGCUCGCAUUUCAUCAGAGUUUCUGCCUGACGAAGACCACUCCGACUACCUUGUUCAGGAAUUCCAGGACAUCCAGAAUGUCUGCCAGACCACCAUUGCCGCCAACAUAGCGACGAGAUCACUACCAAACUAUAUGGUCGCCCUGACACCAACGCCAUCGUUCGUACAAGGACCGGGAGAAGUAUUCGAGCCGGAGCCAGAGGAAACUAGUUUGUCCUGUGCGGAAGAUCAGGUAAUCAUCAAUGUCAUGGACACUUCGACCAAUAACAGCAUGCAAGCUUGCAAUGAAAUAGCACGCCAGUACAACGUGUCGACCGGGAGUCUCGUAUAUCUCACCCAAAAUGAAGCUUGUUACGUUGACGACGAAGAAAUUUGUGGUCCUCGUGGUUGCUCGCUUUUCCAUGUUACUAAAGGCCAAACCUGCACCUCCAUUGCAGCCGCCGUGUCUGAAGGCACCAAUCCCAUCAACGGCGCCCAGCUAGCAACAUGGAAUCCCAAUAUCCUAGGUGCCUGCGACCACCUCGUCGAAGACCAAUACAUCUGUGUCUCCCGUCCCGGCGGCUCCUACAUUCCCCCCUCCAACUCCAGCCUCCCAGACGACAACGACGGCCCCAUCCGCGGCGGCCCCGGCAGCACCCCCACCCUGGAAAUCAUCGACAACCCCAGUACCCCCAUCUCCCCUUUACUCCUCCACGAAGGCACACCAAAAGACUGCACCCGCUACGUCCUCGUCAGCGCUGGCGCAAACUGCUGGAAAGUCGCCAACGACGCUCGCAUAACCCAACAACGGCUCUUCGAACUAAAUCCCGUCCUCGGUUCAACCGGUGAAUUCUGCAACACCAUGAUUUGGAAAGAUUACUACUACUGUGUCGGGGUAAACGGGGAGGGGUCGCCUUCUACUACUAUUGCUACCUCAGGCCCCACAACCGGCCCUUCGUCGAGUGCUACUACUCGUACCUCUACCACGGCAAGUGGCCCCAAGCCAACAAAUACACAUGCAGGCCAACCUUCUACCUGCAAUAAAUGGCACACAACCGGCGCCGAAUCAAGCUGCUGGGCCAUCAUCACCGACUCAGGCGUGGCGCCUGCGGAUUUCUAUGCUUGGAACCCUGUGCUGGGGUCGCGGGGCGAAAACUGCGUUACCCAGAUUUGGCCGGGGUAUGCGUAUUGUAUUGGGGUUUCGUCGGCGCCGCCUCCCAUUACCACUGCUACUGCGUCUCGGACUUCGACGACGUCGGCGUCGAGUACGACAGGCCCGGCGAAGCCGAGUGAGACGCAAGCGGGUAUUGUAGCGAAUUGCAACAAGUUUGUGCGAGCGGGGGGUGGAGAUGGAUGUUGGAAGCUUGCGAAUGAUGCGGGGAUUGAGAGCGCGUUGUUUUAUAAGUGGAAUCCGGUUGUGGGGGCUAAUGGAGAGAAUUGUGGGACGCAGAUUUGGCCGGGGUAUUAUUAUUGUGUUGGGGUUAGUGGAUAG
Molecule: messenger RNA, 1911 nt
Organism: Bipolaris maydis ATCC 48331
Lineage: Eukaryota; Fungi; Ascomycota; Dothideomycetes; Pleosporales; Pleosporaceae
Source: RefSeq, a predicted model, not a curated record